AUGAUUACGAAUGACUCUGAUCUGCUUGGCAAAAUCAAAGAGAUGCUUCAGCGCAAUUGGACAGCUAUUUUAGUACUCAUCCAGCGUACAGCAAACAGAGCGGCUGAUUUAAUGGCUAAGACUGCUGCUUUAAACAAGCAGGUGUACCUAGAAUGGUGCAGCGCACUGCACCUACUCCCCUGUACCCUUACCACCACCAUGGCCACUUCAACCCUUCUCUCUUCCAACUUCCACCGCUCCUUUCGUGAAAAUCCCCGCCUGAACCAUGUUGCUACCGUGAUCCCAAACUUCUCUUCUCCCAAAUCCAUUUCUCUCACCACCCCUUCUUCUCUUACACUGAGCCACACUUUCAAACGCACAACUCUCAAAGAAGCUUUUCAAUCCUUGAUGACCCUCUUUCUCACUCAUCCAUUCUCAUUCCAGUUCAGUCACCCUGAGGCCUUUUCCAUGGUCCUUGAGCUUUGUGGCAGUGAAAAAGCUGUGCUACAAGGGCAACAGGUGCAUGCCUUUUUGGUUAAAAUUUGUGGGUUGUGUGGUUCUGUGUUCCUUGGUACAAAGCUUGUGCAUAUGUAUGGGAAAUGUGGCUUCUUUUCUGAUGCAGAGAAGGUGUUUGAUAGAAUGCCUGAUAGAACUGUUUUCACAUGGAAUGCUAUGUUAGGUGCCUAUGUGUCAAGUGGGAACCAUGUUAAGGCGCUUGAAUUGUAUAGAGAGAUGAGAGUUCUUGGAGUGGAGCCUGAUGCUUUCACUUUCCCUUGUGUGCUUAAAGCGUGUGGUGCUCUCACUGAUCGCGAUUUUGGGGAUGAGAUUCAUGGCUUUGCUCUCAAGUGUGGAUUUGGUACAUUUGUGUUUGUGUGUAAUGCGCUUAUUGCUAUGUAUGCAAAGUGUGGUGAUCUCGAAGGUGCUAGAACUUUGUUUCGUAAUAUGGAGGAUAAAGAUGACCCCGUUUCAUGGAAUUCUGUUAUUUUUAUAAAAAUAUUAUAUACACACUAA
This is a messenger RNA of Arachis ipaensis, 990 nucleotides long. The record is from RefSeq and is a predicted model, not a curated record. NCBI's taxonomy places the organism in Eukaryota, Viridiplantae, Streptophyta, Magnoliopsida, Fabales, Fabaceae.